Brienomyrus brachyistius is the source of this 1749-nucleotide messenger RNA. RefSeq names its product myc associated factor X (gene max). Gene Ontology annotation, molecular function: protein dimerization activity; DNA-binding transcription factor activity. Gene Ontology annotation, biological process: positive regulation of transcription by RNA polymerase II. Gene Ontology annotation, cellular component: RNA polymerase II transcription regulator complex. The record is from RefSeq and is a predicted model, not a curated record. Bases 140 to 622 code for a protein of 160 amino acids. The transcript is spliced from 5 exons. Lineage: Eukaryota; Metazoa; Chordata; Actinopteri; Osteoglossiformes; Mormyridae.
UAUCGUGGAUUGUAAAUGUCCGUGUGUAGGCGAGUCACGUGUGGAGUCCGUUGAUUUCGUUUCGUCCGUACACCAAGAGAUUCGCUUAUUUGUUCAGUUUCUUUUUAGCCUUCCUUUAAAUAAGGCAUUUUACCGAAGAAUGAGUGACAACGAUGAUAUCGAAGUUGAUAGCGACGAAGAAUCAUCGAGGUUUCACUCUGUGGCGGACAAACGGGCGCACCACAACGCCCUGGAGAGAAAGCGCAGGGACCACAUCAAAGACAGCUUCCACAGCCUGCGGGACUCCGUACCGGCCCUGCAGGGCGAGAAGGCGUCCCGAGCUCAGAUCCUAGACAAAGCCACAGAGUACAUCCAGUACAUGAGACGAAAAAACCACACACACCAGCAGGACAUCGAUGACCUGAAGCGGCAGAACGCCCUCCUCGAGCAGCAGGUCCGGGCCCUGGAGAAAGCCAAGGGCACCACACAGCUUCAGGGCAGCUACCCCACCAACGACAGCUCCUUGUACACCAACCCAAAGGGCAGCACCGUGUCAGCCUUUGACGGCGGCUCUGACUCCAGCUCCGAGUCUGAGCCGGAGGAGCUGUCUCCCAGGAAGAAGCAACGCGUGGAGUCCAGCUAGUGUGCCCUCCCCCCUUCCCCCCCCCUUUCCAUCCCUCUCCAGUCCCCAUCCUCUCUCUCUCUCCUCCUCCUCCCCUCCCCACCCUUUGCUUGAACCCCCACAACCCUGGAGUGGGAGGGACGCCCAUGAGAAAGAUGGCAAGAGAUCCUGAAGCUUCUUGCCCCCUCCACCAUGCCCCCCACCCCCCCCCACCCCGUCCUCCGAAUUCGUCUCAGCAACGUUGACGAUCCAGAAGUGCGGCAGCUUUGUGGUUGAAGGACUCUGCUCUUCGUCACCUCAGUAAUCAUCAUAAUCCGACAUGGAAGUGUGGACUGCUCGGGGAAAAAGAAAACGGCAAAAACGAAAGUACUUUAUUUUUUAUUUGAUAAAUUAUAUGAACCUGUUUAAAAUGUUUUAAAAUGAACACUAUAGGGGGGAGUCUGUGGGGAAGUCUUGCUUUUUAGAUCUUGUUCUUUUCCAUGAAAAAUGUGAAAGUAACCGAGUGUUUGUACUGGCAGCCCACUUUUAAAGCCUUUUUCACACGGCUGUAGAUUUCCAUCUUUAAAUAAUAAAAAAAAAAAACUCCCAAUAUGAAACGUCGUACGCUGUACCAACCUCCAGAAUUGUAUUGUAUUUUGUCUGUUAGCUUAUGAUAGUGAAUGGCGUUAGAUGGCCGAAUCCUUUAGGUUAAAAUUUUUAAUUGCAUUGGUUUAUUUCCAACAGGUUCACUGAUAAGUUUUAAAAGAAUUUCUUUGUGAACAGGCCCUAUAAUAAAAAUACGUGUAGUUUCCCAGAAUGAUGAAAUAGAUAUUGAAUGUUACAGCAAUGCAGUUUAAAAUAGUAAACCUUUAUUUUAUUUUUAUUAAAGGAGAAAAAAAAAAAACUGUCCACCAGUGUGUUGUGCAUUACACUGUAAACUCAAUGUUGCUGAUUUAAUUCUAUAUAUUAAAAGCCCCAGGACGCUUCCGUAAGCCUUGGGGGUGUGUGUUUCCAUUAUUAGGACGUAGUGUUUAUGAAAUUGGUCUUUUGUUCCUCUGAUUCCAUUCCAUGGAAAUUACAGGUAUGUUGUACAUACUGCCGACAAUUGUCUUGCAAGUUAAGGCUUACCUUUACUAUGAGACUAUAAAUAAAAGCUAUUUUAUCCUUUA